AUGUUCCGGUUGUUUCUCCUGGGCAUAUUCAUAGUUCUCUUCAUUGUUAUUCGGUUUUGCAAUCGAUGUGAUCACUUUGAUGGAGCCAUAUGCCACGGUGGCAUGAAAAGUUGCUGGAAGUUUAAUGUGUACUCGACAAACAAGAGUUGUGCCACAAAUCACUAUUACUAUAGUGAUCGCUUUUCAGGUUUAUACCUAUUUCGUUAUACAACAUUGAAUUGUAAGGUUUGUGAAGAGGGAAUGUUCCAACUACUUCAUGAUGUCCUGAGAGAAACCCAUUGCUGCACGGAAAGAGACAGGUGUAAUGAUGGCAGAAAUAAUGAAGAGAUUUCAAGAUUAGUCAGAGAAGAAGAUAUAGAUACAUCUUUCUACCUACAGACACUCUAUCUUUCCAGUGUGUAUGAUCCAAUAGGAAAAGUGAGAGAGAAGAGCGCCUCAGACCUCGGUAUCCGUGAGCUAGGAGAGGCAGAAGAGAAAGGCGCAGCGUCUGGGGCAGAACCCAGGCAGCGAGACGGAGCUCAGGCUUUGAAAGCUAAGAUUGCGUGA
Messenger RNA from Lepus europaeus (European hare), 546 nucleotides. RefSeq names its product prostate and testis expressed protein 13-like. The coding region runs from base 1 to 546 and encodes 181 amino acids. The transcript has 5 exons. The record is from RefSeq and is a predicted model, not a curated record. NCBI's taxonomy places the organism in Eukaryota, Metazoa, Chordata, Mammalia, Lagomorpha, Leporidae.